UUUCCGACUUCUCUCAACUAUCUCAGCUCCGUGUUCUCGGGUUGAUGGAUGUCAUGACCACUUUCCUUCCCAAUAUUCCCGAAGACUCUAACGAACGACUUGUUCGUACUUGUCAGACGGAAGUUAACGGAAUGUCUUAUGGCAUUGCCGACACCAUUGGGAGGAAUGGGUACCUAACCACGCUCGAUCUCGUCCUGCCCGAGUUCAGAGGCAAGAAGGAUGAGGCACCGUUCGCAAUGUUUGGGCGUACUAAAGCUUUUCCCAGCAACAAUAUUCUGUCAAAGGGGCCGUUUGCGAAACCCAUCCAGGGAUCAUAUCUUCCUUCUGCUUUCGUUAUCGUAUUCCUUUUCGACUGA
Molecule: messenger RNA, 356 nt
Organism: Suillus fuscotomentosus
Lineage: Eukaryota; Fungi; Basidiomycota; Agaricomycetes; Boletales; Suillaceae
Exons: 3
Coding region: 45-356 (103 amino acids)
Source: RefSeq, a predicted model, not a curated record